CGGUCUAUAUGACGAACAUGGACUGUAAACCCAAGGACGUAGAGGACGGUUGCAUCACGUUCAACAAGCAACGGGAGAUGAUCGUGGUGUGGGACGAUCAUAACUCCACGAGGAGAAAGAUAUGCACCUCCCGGAAGAACCUAACGUUCCUCUACGGCGUGAUGGCGUACGCGAUCGACUACGACGACUGGAACUACGAAUGCCCGCAGCUGAGCCCGUACGGCCCGUACAGCCGGUUGCGGCUACUCUACAAGCUGAACGACUACCUGCGCGGCUACUUCUACAGCGAAGACGACUAUCCCGGCUGCAUGAAGGUCGAGCCCGACUUCGUCUCGGUCGAAGACUUCCGCAAGAUCAAAACCUGGCCGGAAGGGGGCGUCUGAGGCAGGACGGGACCAGCGCGAGCAUUGGUCGAGCG
Messenger RNA from Dermacentor silvarum, 418 nucleotides. RefSeq lists its product as uncharacterized. The record is from RefSeq and is a predicted model, not a curated record. The transcript is spliced from 2 exons. NCBI's taxonomy places the organism in Eukaryota, Metazoa, Arthropoda, Arachnida, Ixodida, Ixodidae. Bases 9 to 383 code for a protein of 124 amino acids.